Harmonia axyridis is the source of this 609-nucleotide messenger RNA. RefSeq lists its product as uncharacterized. Lineage: Eukaryota; Metazoa; Arthropoda; Insecta; Coleoptera; Coccinellidae. The record is from RefSeq and is a predicted model, not a curated record. The coding region runs from base 62 to 394 and encodes 110 amino acids. The transcript has 3 exons.
GUCCAGUUAGUUAUUCUUCAACUGUUCAGUUCACUACUACUAGUUUUCUUGUUUGGGGAGGAUGAUCAACAUAAAAAUUUUACUUCUCGUUGUUCUUGGUGUACUUCUGAGUUCAGUUGCAACAGCACCUUCAGAAUAUGCAACAUGUUACGAUAAAGUUUGCCCAGCAUCAACUACAAGCUGUUCGAAACAACGUCUAACAACAGAUGAUAACAAAUACCUUGACAUUAUUGUCAUAUGUUGGCAUAUUAAAGAUGAAGUGCAAAGACAUACAGACAGAAUACUGAAUCCUUUCGGCGGUCCUUUCGCAGAUGGACAAAUGUCUGCUUCAUUUCAUAUAGCAAAAGGAGGAAAAUUGGUACCCAAACUUGUCAGCGAAACAGAAAACAAUUGAAGAAGAAAUAGCAUUCUGAAGAUUUUAGUGUCUAAUUCAAUUGUUGAACAUUGUUUACUUAUUAUGUAUGUGUAAUACUUAUUCUAUUUCUCAUAUACACUGAAAGAGGGCGUUGUGUGUUUUGCAUCACGUCAAUAUUUCAUGAGCAUCUGAUUUGUGAUCGCAGUUUAUAAUUUAGUGUUAUUUCAGCUAAAUAUAUAUCAUUAUUAAUCGAA